Molecule: messenger RNA, 3249 nt
Organism: Gilbertella persicaria
Lineage: Eukaryota; Fungi; Mucoromycota; Mucoromycetes; Mucorales; Choanephoraceae
Exons: 3
Coding region: 1-3249 (1082 amino acids)
Biological process (GO): nuclear-transcribed mRNA catabolic process, nonsense-mediated decay
Cellular component (GO): telomerase holoenzyme complex
Molecular function (GO): telomerase RNA binding; protein binding; telomeric repeat DNA binding
Source: RefSeq, a predicted model, not a curated record
AUGAGUAAAAGAAGAGGGGGGACACCAAAAAGAAGAGAUAAUGAAUUUACUCGCCAUGGACUUACAAGAGAAACUGAAAAACAGUUAUUUAAUCCUCGCUCUGAUAAUCCAAUCGCAUUCAACAAAAGGUCAUCCGACACACAAGAAACAAAAAAACCUACACGACGCUUAUGGUCUGCUGCUGAAAGCAGUUCACAAGUAACGAUAGAAACCAAAAAGCAACCUGUCUCUGAAGAAGAACAACUCAAGAAAAAGAAAUGGAAAUCAUUGAUUGCUUCUCUUCGCCAUAUUGAAAGUAAAUUGGAAGCCUUGACUGAAAAAUCACGUGCAAUUGCUUGUUUUCAAGAAGACCAUGAUGUAGAUCAACAGCGAAGUGAUAAAGAAGAACAGAAAUAUCAUGUUUUGUUGGUCGAACAAGACAUUCUGGACGCAGAGUUGAUCUGGAAAGAAAAGAUUCAACUUCAUCUUGAUUUAAGUCACAAGUAUUUAGAGGUCCUUCGCUGUGACCUUGAUUAUGCAGAAAAGAAAGGGCUAGAAAGCCUGUGUUGGAAACGAGCUGUCUAUAGUUUAGUAGAUCAGUUUCGAAAAUUUAUAAAAAAGUCUGCAGAUAAGAUUGCUGCCAGUCAAAACAAUGCUAAAAAAUCAGCUGCAGGUGAAUUGGCUGCCGAGUUAUUUGAAGACGAAGAUGAGAUGAUACCUGUGAUCCAUGAAGGAGGAGGCAUGACAUUGAUCAAGUCAGAAAAGCCUACUAGCAAACACUAUUUUGAAAAUGAUGUGAAAUUGCAGAUCAAACAGGCAAAUAUGACAUUAGGCUUAUUUCUGCAUUAUCUUGAUUUAGCAGACGCAUUUUAUGUUCAGUUAACCCUGUUCCUUAAAAGCGUGGAUGAUGACGAUGAUGAUACCAUGGAGCAAAGCUUAAAUCAAUGGAGACGAACAAGAAGAUACAAAUGGUAUAGUUGUGUUUCUUUAAGAGGCGAUCUUGCUCGGUAUCGAUGGGCUUAUACACCUGAAGAAGAUAAAGAGGGCCUGACUCGAUGGUCUAAGGCAGACGCAUUUUUAGAGGCUUGGAAACGUUAUGAGUUGGGUAUUUGGCUCAUGCCAGCCAAAGGCAAUCUCUAUUUCAAUCUUUCGUUACUUUUGCCUGGACAAAGCUAUGAAUUUCAUAGAUUCUAUCUUAGCAUGCGCAGUUUGAUGGUGCGUCGUAAUGGGUUUUUGAAUGCAAGGGAAAGCAUGCUCAUCUUAUUUGAAGGCAAUCGACGUUGGAUACAGAAAUACACAACCAAAAGAUCUAAACAACCGAUUGACAUUGCCAUACCAGCCUUGUUUGUUCGUCUUCAUGGCAUGCUGUUUACCAAGAUUGGAUUGGACGAAUUCCCUCAAAUCAAACGUAUCUUUUUCAAUACCUUGUUUGAAACAAAGACAGAAGCUCAUGUCAUGGCUGAGCGAUGUGGUGUCAGUCUACAGAAGCCAUCCAGAAUGGGUAAGAUCAACAGUUUUUCAGCAUCUCAUUUGUUUUGGUUUGAAAUGAUUGUUCUCUGUCUGUCUUCUUUAUACACCUAUGACUAUGCUAAUUCAAAACUCACCAAGUUGAUCUCGCUAUAUUCAACAAAGGUUUUUGACCCUGACAGUCCUGAUCAAUACGAACCCUUGUUGAACGAAUUAAGGGAAAGUGUUUUGUUUACGUAUGAAAUUGAUUUGACAUGUCAAAUGGCUGUUGAAUUGUUACAAAGAUAUCUUAAUCCAAGUUUACCUCCUCCCAAAGUACCUAUGCUUCCUAAACUGCCUCAUGUUUCCUUUCAAUUCAAGCAAAGUAAGCCAUUUAUCUUUAGUGAUGCAAAGGAACCUAUGCCCACACAAGAAGAUGAUGAUGAAGAAGAAGACGACCAAGCAUGGCUAGUGUAUAUUGAAAUACUUUUACAUUGGAUGGUAUUGAAUGGUAUAUGCAUUCGAACAAAAGAGUUGCCUUCUUUAUGGGAACGACUGGUGGGUGAUAUUGGUCAUGAUCUCAUACAAAACAAACGGUUUAUGUGUCGAGACAAUGCUAAGAUUUCAUCUGCCUUUUGGCCAUUGUUGCUUCAAUUCUUAAAUAAGCUUUUAUCUGAACUUACAAGUGACGACAAGUACGAUAUGGUCAAUAAGCAUUUAAUGGAUGAAGAAGAAGAGCAGGAUGUAGAACUGGCCUUUGCUAAAAACGUAUGCAACAUCUUGGGUCAAGCACCGGAUCUUCCUGAAGAACAUCAUUUGCGUGGAUUAGGUUGGGUGGAUGAAAUUCAUGGCAGAUUUUUGAAGUUAGAGCCAGAUUUGAAGAAGGACUCUGUGGUUGAAGCUACAGAUAUGCUAAGUCGUCGUAAGACUCGAAUUCUUGAGUAUGGUUUCACACUUGUUAAGCAUUUGGACGGUAUUUUAUACUAUGAUCCAGUAGAAGAAAUGUUUACAGUUUCAAGAUCCAUUGAGGAACGCAUGUCUGAACUUGAAAUAGAAGAGACCAAAGCAGCGUCUAUGCCAUUAGAAGAAGAACAGAAGGAAAUACCUAUGGUUACUAUUGAAGAAAUGGACGAUGAUGUCUUGUUAUCGAGCGAGACAGAAUUAGACGAUACUCAAGAUGGAGAUGAUGAUAUCAUGACGCAGCUUAAAAAGAGACGUGAACAAUUACAGUCGAUUGUAGCCACAGCAGAAGCAGAAGAGCGUCAUGGAUUCCGUCGUUUACCUGGCCGAGCCAAAGAGAGAGAAGCACGUUUGAAUUAUUUGCGUGAAUGUAUUAUUCCAGGUAAAACUAUUCUGGUACUUGACACCAAUUGUUUUAUUGGUCAUAUUGAUCAUGUUAAAAAACUACUUCAAUCUCAAAAAUGGUCUGUGAUUGUGCCUUUAGUGGUGGUGACUGAGUUGGAUGGUUUAAAAACAAAUCCUCAUCGGUUAGGCUUUGUUGCUCAACAAGGUAUUCAAUUGCUGGAGACUACCUUGUCUUCCAAACCUAAACAGAGUACACUGCUUCGUAUACAAACAUCUCAUAACAACUUUAUGAACGAUAUUUCAAUUCGCUCUGAGCAAUUCGUAUUUGGCGAGACAGACAAAAAUUUGGAUGACUUAAUUCUUUCUGCAUGCCUUUGGUGGAUAUCACAGCAGCCUCAGGAUGAUAAUGUCGUGCCUGUUUGUUUGGUGACAGGAGAUCGUAAUUUAAGUGUCAAGGCUCGUGCUAGAGAUGUGGAAGUGGUACCUGUGUCUGCUAUCAUACAGCUGACACCACGUUGA